AUGAACAGCGAUGAAACAAACAGGAUAAUUAAUGGUGACAAUAUUCAUCAGGGUUUAAUGUCAUCAUCAACAUUAUCCUCCAUUUCAUCCUCCUCCACAUUAGUCAGUAAUGUUGAACAGCAGCAGCAACCACUAUUGCUAGAACCUGUUCAAAGCCAGGUAACGGACGAUAAAAAUAAACCGAGCAGUGGUCAGACCAUUAAAUUAUCGCUGCCAUCAGUGGAAGCCGAAGACACUGUAACCGUCGUCCGAAUGAGGAACAGACCACUCUCCAAAAUUCAACAGCAGGUAACAACAAAUGGUACUGUACCAGAAAGGAAUGAAAACAAUAAAAAUAGUUCACUUGCGGUAUUGCAACAUGGUCUAGAAGUUCUGAACGAAAUCACACCUGAAGAUGAUGGGAAUGAAGAGAUUCGAAGAUUGGAUUCGCAAUUGGAUCAUUUGAACCAUUACAUGGAUAAAGUUGAGGAAAGGAUCAAAGCACACAAUGAAAAACUGAUGGAUACUUUGAAACAUCAGAGAGAAGAACGCGAGAAAAGACGUCGUUCUUUUCACGAACGUAUUGCAUUGAACCAACAAGAAGAUGAUGAUUUUCAACGACAAAUUUCAACUCUCCUAAGUCGUGUUGACAUAUCGAAAAAUCGUGCAUCAAUGUACGACAUUAUCAGCCAGAUGGAAAUCCCAAAACCAAACGGACACUAA
Messenger RNA from Brugia pahangi, 702 nucleotides. NCBI's taxonomy places the organism in Eukaryota, Metazoa, Nematoda, Chromadorea, Rhabditida, Onchocercidae. The record is from the annotation of a GenBank genome assembly.